CCCUGCGGAGCGGGAGGGAGUGAGCGAGGGAGCGAGCGGAGCGGCGUCGCCGGAGCCCAGCCGCGCCGCCGGCCCGCCAGCCCGCGCUCCAGUCCGCCGUGUCUAGCAGCGGGGCCCAGCAUGGUCAUGGCGGAUGGCCCGAAGCACUUGCAGCGCGGGCCGGUCCGGGUGGGGUUCUACGACAUCGAGGGCACGCUGGGCAAGGGUAACUUCGCCGUGGUGAAGCUGGGGCGGCACCGGAUCACCAAGACGGAGGUGGCGAUAAAAAUAAUAGAUAAAUCUCAGCUGGAUGCAGUGAACCUUGAGAAAAUCUACCGAGAAGUACAAAUAAUGAAAAUGUUAGACCACCCUCAUAUCAUCAAACUUUACCAGGUAAUGGAGACCAAAAAUAUGUUGUACCUUGUGACAGAAUAUGCCAAAAAUGGAGAGAUUUUUGACUACCUUGCUAAUCAUGGCCGGUUAAAUGAGUCUGAGGCCAGGCGCAAAUUCUGGCAAAUCCUGUCUGCUGUCGAUUAUUGUCAUGGUCGGAAGAUUGUGCACCGUGAUCUCAAGGCUGAAAAUCUCCUGCUGGAUAGCAACAUGAACAUCAAACUAGCAGAUUUCGGUUUUGGAAAUUUCUUUAAAAGUGGUGAACUGCUGGCAACAUGGUGUGGCAGCCCUCCUUAUGCGGCCCCUGAAGUCUUUGAAGGGCAGCAGUAUGAAGGACCACAGCUGGAUAUCUGGAGCAUGGGAGUGGUUCUUUACGUCCUUGUCUGUGGAGCUCUGCCUUUUGAUGGACCAACUCUUCCAAUUUUGAGGCAGAGAGUUUUAGAAGGAAGAUUCCGGAUUCCCUAUUUCAUGUCUGAAGAUUGUGAGCACCUUAUUCGAAGGAUGUUGGUCCUAGACCCGUCCAAACGGCUAACCAUAGCUCAAAUCAAGGAGCAUAAAUGGAUGCUUGUAGAAGUUCCUGUUCAGAGACCUGUUCUCUAUCCACAAGGGCAAGAAAAUGAGCCAUCCAUUGGGGAAUUUAAUGAGCAGGUUCUACGAUUGAUGCACAGCCUUGGAAUAGAUCAGCAGAAAACCAUUGAGUCUUUACAGAACAAGAGCUAUAACCACUUUGCUGCCAUUUAUUACUUGUUGGUGGAGCGUCUGAAAUCACACAGGAGCAGCUUUCCUGUGGAGCAGAGACUGGAUGCCCGCCAGCGUCGGCCCAGUACCGUGGCUGAACAAACAGUUGCCAAGGCCCAAACUGUGGGGCUCCCGGUGACCGUGCACUCCCCAAACGUGCGGCUGAUGCGGUCUGCCCUCCUCCCUCCCGCAUCCAACGUGGAGGCCUUUCCAUUCCCAGCGUCCAGCUGUCAGGCAGAAGCAGCCUUUAUGGAAGAAGAAUGUGUUGACACACCAAAGGUUAAUGGCUGCCUGCUGGACCCCGUGCCUCCCGUCCUCGUGAGGAAGGGGUGCCAGUCGUUGCCCAGCAACAUGAUGGAGACGUCUAUCGAUGAGGGGCUGGAGACGGAGGGGGAGGCUGAGGAAGACCCCAGCCAGGCCUUCGACGCGUUCCAGUCCACGCGCGGUGGGCAGAGACGGCACACUCUGUCAGAAGUGACCAAUCAGCUGGUUGUGGUGCCUGGUUCAGGGAAAAUUUUCUCCAUGAGUGACAACCCCUCCCUUGACAGUGUGGACUCUGAGUAUGAGAUGGGGUCUGUUCAGAGGGACCUGAACUUUCUGGAGGACAACCCUUCCCUUAAGGACAUCAUGUUAGCCAAUCAGCCAUCCCCACGCAUGACCUCUCCCUUCAUCAGCCUGAGACCUGCCAACCCAGCCAUGCAGGCUUUGAGCUCCCAGAAGCGAGAGGCUCACAACAGGUCACCAGUGAGCUUCAGAGAGGGCCGCAGGGCGUCGGAUACCUCCCUCACCCAAGGAAUUGUGGCAUUUAGACAGCAUCUUCAGAAUCUGGCUAGAACCAAAGGAAUCCUAGAGUUGAACAAAGUGCAGCUGCUGUAUGAACAGCUAGGGCCAGAGGCAGACCAGGACUUGGCCCCAGCGGCACCCCAGCUCCAGGACCUUGCUGGCGCUUGCCCUCAGGAGGAAGUUUCUCAGCAGCAGAAAACGGUCUCCACUGUCCCCAGCAGUGUGCGUCCUCAGCUGUCCCCACGGCAAAGCCUGGAGGCCCAGUACCUACAACACAGACUCCAGAAGCCCAGCCUUCUGUCCAAAGCCCAGAACACCUGUCAGCUUUAUUGUAAGGAAGCCCCGCGGAGCCUGGAACAGCAGCUGCAGGAACACAGACUCCACCAGAAGCGACUCUUUCUGCAGAAACAGUCUCAGCUGCAGGCCUAUUUUAAUCAGAUGCAGAUAGCGGAGAGCCCGUUCCCGCCACCCCUUCCCCGCCAGGAGGCGUCUGCGCAGGCGCCGCCGCCCCCGCCCUUCGGCCUGGCCCAGCCCCUGAGCCCCGUCCUGGAACCCGCCCCGGAGCAGAUGCAGUACAGCCCCUUCCUCGGCCACCAGUACGAGGACCUGCGGCUGCAGCCCCUGCCCUCCUCGCCCGGGCCCCGGGCCCCUGCGCUGCCCGUGCACCUGCAGCAGCAGCAGCAGCAGCAGCAGCCGCCGCCUCAGCCGCCCCCGCCGCCGCCCCCGCAGGCGGGAGCCGCCCCCGCGCCCCUCCGCUUCCCUUAUCAGACUUGCGAGCUGCCGGGGGCGGCCUCCCCCGAGCCGGACUAUCCCCCGCCCUGUCAGUACCCCAUGGAUGGAGCCGCGCAGAGCGGCCUCGCGGCACAGGACUGUCCCAGGAGCUCAGGACUGCAGGAGGCCGCCUCCAGCUACGACCCCCUGGCUCUCGCCGAGUUCCCUGGACUCUUCGAUUGUGAGAUGCUGGAGGCUGUGGAUCCACAGCACGGGGGCUACGUCCUGGUAAAUUAACCUCAGCGCAGGAAGUGAGGCGGGUCAAGUGAGGGAAGAAUGUGGAUUUCAAUUUUUUUUCCAGCCUUUUAAGUGUCAAGCUUACUUUCCUGCCCUCUCCCAAAAGGAGAAAACCACGUUGCCCAACUGGAAUCAAGAGGGCCUGGCCAGGCGCGCAGCGCUUCCUCUUGGCUCUGUCUCACCGCGGUCUUGUGGGGCGAGGGGCUGGAACACGUCGGAGCUGAAGCCCGUGCCCUUAGAUCAAGUGGAGAAACGCUGGUGGGAGGCGCUGACAGAUGUUGUCAUGAGACGUCCAGACCUAGGUUUCCUGUAGACCUACAGCAGUUCGUUAUCGGGGGAAACCUUGGUGAACAGCUGUGUGCCAUUAGAUCUGGGCAAAACGAAACACACAAAAAAAUGCAAUAUAUUUUUCACUGAAGCCAAGCGACAGCCCGUCGUGUUCAGGCAGGUCAAGAAUACGUAGUGGGAGUUGACGCAUAGGAAGGAAAAUUGUGCUCGGUCACCGAAUCCUAAGUUUGAAGCUGCUGAUACAGGUUGUCCCCAACACCACUGCAAAGCAGGGGGACGUGAGCUUUGUUUCAGGGGCUGCUGAGUGAUAGCCGGGACUGAGCCUUGAUACUGGCAGUCGUCUCCACCCGGAGCAGUGACUUUCCCCCACCCCUUCCCUUUUCAGAGGUUUCUGGGGCUCCUACUCUGUCACCUGUAGAACCACGAGACCCACCGCAGUGGAGACCGGGGAGCACCGGCCCUGGGCCAGGGGAGGACGGGCUCUUCCCGCAGAGUCUUCUGUGGAGACCGCUGCUCCCGGGCGGUCAGUCUUCAGAGGGCCUUGCGGCUCUUUUAAAAUGUAGUCACUACUUGGACUUUAUAGUCUAUGUUGCUAGUAGUUUAUGGAGCUUUGUACAUUUGGACAGUUUCAUGUAGGGCUUAGCAAUUCUAAGGACAAGAAAAAUGAACUUCGAUCUCCCAUGUGAA
This is a messenger RNA of Herpailurus yagouaroundi (jaguarundi), 3873 nucleotides long. It is a transcript of the gene SIK2, whose product is annotated as salt inducible kinase 2. Bases 121 to 2898 code for a protein of 925 amino acids. Gene Ontology annotation, cellular component: cytoplasm. Gene Ontology annotation, molecular function: magnesium ion binding; ATP binding; tau-protein kinase activity. The record is from RefSeq and is a predicted model, not a curated record. Lineage: Eukaryota; Metazoa; Chordata; Mammalia; Carnivora; Felidae. Gene Ontology annotation, biological process: microtubule cytoskeleton organization; intracellular signal transduction; protein phosphorylation. The transcript has 15 exons.